GGUGGAUGUGAGAAAAUUUUAAUCUAUUUGAUACACAUUUUAAGUCUUAAAAUUUGGUGUUAAUCAGAUCCAUAACUAUAUAUAUGAUGAUGUCAUAUGAAAUUCCGAGUAGUUAGAGCCUUCAGCAUAUAUUGGUAUUCAUCUCUUCAUUGGGAAGACAGAAGAAAAAACGAUGUCUGGUUCAGUAGUUGCAUCAAGAAACCAGCAGGAGUCACCAUCUUCCAGAACCCAACGUUCAUCCCCAUCCUUCAUGUUGAGAGUGGCAAUGAGAAUAUCCAGAACCAGGUGGUUCAUCUUCCUUAGAAGGGUGUUUCACUACCAGAAUGGUCAUAAUAAUGGAUUAAGGCUUCCCCCUUAUGAGGAUGAUCUGGGAUCCAACCCAUUCAAUUCUUUGACUUGGAUGAUGAUGGAGUUCAUCACUUUGACUGUCCAAAUACUUAUUACAGCAUACAUUCUGGCUGUCUCCAGGGAAGAUAGGCCUGUUUGGCCUACAAUGAGGAUUUGGGUCAUUGGCUAUGUUUUCGGUUGUAUGCUCAGCCUUUUGCUGCUCUACUUCCGGUAUUGGGUAUUCCAUUUGAGCCAAACGUAUCCUUCAUCUGCAUUUUCUGAUAUAGAGCAGCAGAGAAGACCAGGAAGAAGUCUUGAGGAAUCCAGACUCCCAAUGAUGGAGAAAUGCAGGACCUUAAUCGAGCUAUUCUUCGCAAUAUGGUUUGUGAUGGGGAACAUUUGGGUCUUUGAUUCACGGUUUGGGUCUUCAAAUCCUCCAAAUAAGCUCCUCAUCCUCUGCAUCUCCCUCCUUGCCUGGAAUGCAGUCACCUACUCAUUUCCAUUCCUAUUGUUUGUAUUGAUGUGUUGUUGCGUCCCACUGGUUAGCAGCUUCCUAGGAUACAACAUGAACAUGGGAUCCAUUGACCGAGGGGCAUCCGAUGAACAACUCUCAUGUUUACCAACCUGGAAGUACAAGGAACUCAUCAUCAACAAUUCGGAAUGGGAGAAUCAAAACCCGGAAUGUUGCAUUUGCUUAGCACAAUACAGUGAAAAGGAAGAGAUCAGGAAACUCCCUUGUUCUCAUAUGUUUCAUCUCAAGUGUGUGGAUCAAUGGCUGAGAAUAAUAUCACGGUGUCCACUGUGUAAAAAUGAAUUAGAUAAAUAGUUGAAGAUGAUGGUAAAAGUACAUCAUAUUCUCAUGUGGUAUCUUUAUAGAAGUUUAGUUUAAUAUAUUGAAGUGUGUAUAGUUACCUUUUUGGUUGAGUUAGAUUCAAUUUAAAGCCCUAGUAAAAUUUGAUCUAAUUUGAUAAUUUGAUGGAUGAUGGCAUCCCAUUAUUUGGAUUAAUCAUUUAGGAUUUGUUUUGCUC
Molecule: messenger RNA, 1355 nt
Organism: Cuscuta epithymum
Lineage: Eukaryota; Viridiplantae; Streptophyta; Magnoliopsida; Solanales; Convolvulaceae
Source: the annotation of a GenBank genome assembly